UGGGUGCGGCGUGGUGGAUGACGCCGGUAUAUAAGCCCCUCGCCCGCCGGCCCGCGCUUAGUAACUGGGUGGUGCCUGUACUGAACGUGUGUUGCAUUGCGGCAUAUAAUAAUUAUUUUUUUUAUGAUCUGAAGACUGAAUAUGACCAAGCAAUAUAUGCCAUUGUGCCUAUAGACGAUUCCAAGAACAAAUCACAGAGUAACUUAAAGGAGGAAAUACCCUUUCUCAUGAUGGCUAGUUCAGCGAUAUAUCAAUCUCCAUAUCAAUCUCCAUCCGUGCGCAGCCCACCAAGGUGGAAUUGGUUGGGCAAUUCACAUCAACUAGAAAGCAGUCUUCUUAAGCAGUUGCAUCAGCAGAAGACUUCUAGCCUUCAGCAGAAAUUACCAAGGGGAAAAAAUCUCAGUCUCCAGUAUUAUAAAUUAUACGUGCAGCCAAAGAAUCAAUUGGGUAUUUCACGCUCCCGUUCCAGUGAAUUACAAAAACAAACGAAUGACAAUAAUACAUAUUCAUUAUGUACCGAUAAAUCACCAAAAAAUGAGAGACUUGGUGGGAACCUUCAUAAAGAUCCCAAUAAAACUGAGGCUGUAAAAAGAGUUUUGAGUUCUGAGAUUCACCCAGCAGUUGAUAAAACAUCUAGCCCCUUAACUUCUGGGCUGCCUUCUCAUACAAACUUCGAAAAAAGGAGGAAGGAAGAUUUACUGCAAACAUCAAUUAAAACAAAUAUGCCAACUCCCCAUUUAUCACUUCAAUCAAGUCUAAAACCUUUACACUCAAAGGGGAUGUCACAUAAAAAACAGAAAUUUCCAAGUGGACAGAUGCCAAAGACUUUAAUGUGUUAUCUCUGUCAAAAAAAUAUUAAAGAAGACCGCUUUGUAAAGCACCUGUUUUUUGGUCCUGUGAAGUGUUUAAAAUGUAAUAAAGAGGUUCAAGACUGUCACAGCUUUAAAUUGCUAUGCACGAAAACCAGCAUGGAGGAAACAACUUGUGACCAUAAGUUACAAUACUGUUCUAACCCAUUUGAUUACAUCAGCCUAAGACUUUCAGGUGAAUUUGGGUGCAAUGGUUUUGGUUCCUUAUAUUCUUCAAAUGUGCUGAAAGAUCUGUCGGUGUAUAUUGAUAAACUAGGUAUUGUUGAAAUGAAGGAUCCAUGGAGAACGGCAAUUUUGCAAUGUAAGAAACUUUUGCCAACCGCCGUUUCGAAAUCUUCAGAAAAUGCAAAACUUUCUCCUCAUGCACAUCCCAAUAGUUUGGAACACCAAACAACAGACACUACACAAAUGCCAAAUCUUACACCACUGCUUGAAAAUAACCAGAGAGGAGGCAAAAAACUUCUUGUUGCUCAAAAUAUUGAGUCUAGACAAGAAAGCUACUUGCAAGCAAAUAAGCAGAUUUGCAAUUCAAGUAAUAUAAAUGAAGAUGAGGACAUUGGGGACCUUCUUCUAUCUCAGACUUAUGGCCUUGAACAACUGGAACAAGCAAUAGAGUAUGUUCAGGUGCAUGGACACGGUGCAGCAGAGAGUCAUAAAGAGGCAGAACUCUUGUUAAAACCACUGAAAAAGAAAAGGGGUCCAAGAGGACCAUAUAAGAAGCGGAAGACACCAAAAGAAAAGUUGAAACCCAUUGUUGCUGGACAAAAUCACCAACGAAAGGAAAAAUUGAAACCCUUGGUCAUUGGAAAAGAUACUGAACCCGAGGAGGAUUUAUCUACUGAAUACAUUGAAACUCCUGCCAAUGGCUACUAUUAUGUAGUUCGUCAUGCCAUUGAGGAAUGUCCAAUGUGUUACAAAAUCUUGUGUCCCUCGAGGUUCACUGUUAAUGUUGAAACGUUUCUCAUGACCACAAUUUGUAUUGGAUGUGACCUGACAAUAUACAUAGUCCCUGAGCUUCCAGACGGCUCUACGCCAGGUGUAUCCAUUGUAACCGAAGAAGAAUUCAAGAAUCCACCUCAGUCUUUGGCAGGAACUGAGGGAAAGAAACGAAAAUAUGCAAAGCCUGGAAGACCAAGAAAGUCUGUAAAACCUCAAAAUAUUUCACAUUUUAUUGCUUAAAAGUUGGUAUCCAUAAUACUUUGUGUAAUUUGAUUACCGUGUAUUGUUAUAUGGAUGCAUCAUUAUACAAACUUUAAAUAUGAUACAAAAAUAUCAUUCCUAAGUUAUCAAGCACUGUGGAUAACCUUUUACCUGCGAGGUGUGCAUUUAAGCCAAAUGUAAUAAAAUUUUUCUACUGUACAUACAAUAAAAAUUUUGUAUUAGGUU
Homarus americanus (American lobster) is the source of this 2255-nucleotide messenger RNA. RefSeq lists its product as uncharacterized. Lineage: Eukaryota; Metazoa; Arthropoda; Malacostraca; Decapoda; Nephropidae. The coding region runs from base 18 to 2048 and encodes 676 amino acids. The transcript is spliced from 2 exons. The record is from RefSeq and is a predicted model, not a curated record.